ACUACAUAUUAUAAAACAAAGUCACUUUUUCUGUCCUUUUGUCCCCUUAAAUGUUUAAAUCUUGAAAACUAAGCAACUGAUUUUGAUGCGGUUUUUUUUAAUAGAUAGAUUGCUUGAAGAGGAAGGUUUAUGUCAUUAUAAUUUGAAGAAAUAUAUAAAGGGGGCGUGGCACUCGGACAAAAUGUGGUAAAAAAACAUAUAUUUUUUGUUUACACAGCCAUACAUCAUAAAAGAAUCCACCGAUUAAAAUGAAACUUACUUGAAGUUAAACUUUCAAAUAUUUACUUUCGUUCUGCAUCAAAAAAAUAGUUGAUUCAUUUCUUAUUUAACCAAAAUUGUUUAAACAAGAGCAGCACUUUUUCCAAAAAAAAUUGUUUGUGUGUUUGUUCGCUGUCAACCGAAUGAAACUUUAGAAGUUAUGUGGGAAUCUCACCCCACCUCAUUCGUGUUGAAUUAGAUCGUGUGGUGAAAGAACUCGGUACGUACACAUGUAUGUAAGUACAUACAUAUGUACGAAUCUCUCGCAUCAUUAAAUUUCGGGCGUAAAUAUGUAUGUAUGUAUUUUCAAUUCAUGUCGUUAUUACCGUACUGAAUUCCAUGUAAUUCGGGGGUGUUGUGGAAUCUGAUAGUUGUCGGAAUCCGAAUUGAAACCGAUCAAAAAAAACAGUAGGUGCCAUGAAUUCAGAUAUUAUUGGUUUGAUGUUCGAAACAGAAUUUGUAUCGGUUUUGGGUGUCAUCGAAACCAAUUUUAUCGGUUUUGCUAUCAGAAAUAAAACAAGAAGAUAAUCGCCAACAGAUUUGAAUAUUCAGUUUAUAUUUCUGUGUGUUGUUAGACGGUUGAGAAAAUGGGAAAACAUAAGAAUAGAACGCAAAAUACGAUCAUAAUUGAAUUUAUGGAAAAAAAUCCAGAUAUCUUAAGAGGGUUUACGAAACGCAAUAAGCCGACAAUAGAAUCGUUAUGGCAGGAAUUAACUGAAUCGCUUAAUGCUGCAGGUCCUCCACACAAAGAUGUAAACGGGUGGAAAAAGGUUAUAACUGAGUGGAAGAGCGAAAUCAAAAGAAAAUUAGCUCACAACAAAAUUGAGAGUCGAGCAACAGGAGGUGGCCCAUUUUCUAAAUAUCAGCUCACUCCAAACGAAGAAACUAUUGUGCGUCUUUGUGUCAUUUCUCAAACUAUAGAAGGCAUACCAGGUGUUGCUCUUGGCACCCAACCCGUCAAUGAAAAUUUAAAUAUUACAAUUGCAGGGGUGAAUGUAGAUUUGUCUUCCUCAUCGUCAGAGCAACAAAAUAUAAAUUCAAGUUAUAAUGCAUCCAAUAGACAACAAGUUGUAAAAAUAAAAUAAAUAUGUAAAAAUGCAAAAAAAUGUAGGGUAUGAAUUUAGAUAUUCCAAAAAUAGCAAGCAAAUCUUCAUGGUAUAAAGAAAGGGGAAUUGUUUUACUCCAAAUGUAACGCUGCGGGCCACGGACAGUAAUGAAUAAAUCAAAACUGCGGGAUCGAUUUUAAUCAUUUUUUCAGUGAGUGACAUAGGCCUUAUAUUUUAUUUCCGUGCGAAGCCGGGGCGGGUUGCUAGUGUA
This is a messenger RNA of Bactrocera dorsalis (oriental fruit fly), 1575 nucleotides long. RefSeq lists its product as uncharacterized. The transcript has 3 exons. The record is from RefSeq and is a predicted model, not a curated record. NCBI's taxonomy places the organism in Eukaryota, Metazoa, Arthropoda, Insecta, Diptera, Tephritidae. The coding region runs from base 846 to 1343 and encodes 165 amino acids.